GUCAAAAUAAGGACGAAUAUACAAGGAUCAGAGUUGGAGUAAAUGGUAUGCCGCAUCUAAAAAUUUUUCUAUAAAAUAACUACAGAGGCUAAAACUCUACUGAUUCAAUCUGUUACAUGAUGACUAGGAUUUUCCAAAGUUGGUAGGAUUCUUGUCGCAAUAGGACUCCAGAGCAUUGAUGUACAAGUUGUUGCUAUCAAUGACCAUACAAUGACUCUUGAUGAUAUGGUCAAAGGGUGGAAAAGCUCAAAUAUAAGAAUUGCAAAGAAGGAUCAUCAAACAUUGAUCUUUGAGAAAAUGUAUUAUGACAAAGACACUAGUGUGAAUGUGGGUCAGAAAAUUAAGGUUAAUGUUCUGUUAGAACAGAUGGAAGUCACUGUUUUCAGGGAACAAAAUCAAGUUCCUUGGGAACAAGUAAAUGUUGAAUUCGUGGUGGAGUACAAUGCUUUGUUCAAUAAUGAUAAGGUUCAAAUCUCUGGCAAGAAUGAAAGCUUGAAUAAUUGUCUAAGAAAGCUUCCCACGGAGUUGGGUUCUUUUGGAUUGAAUGUGGAUGAAAAAAUCUUAAGCCCUCAUUUCUGCACAGAUGAAGGGGAGAAUUCGAGAAGAGCUUCUAGCUUUUCUAUUAUUACCAAAAGCACAGCUGCAACCCAGGUAGCCAGCCUUACAUUCACAUGA
This is a messenger RNA of Panicum virgatum (switchgrass), 675 nucleotides long. RefSeq lists its product as uncharacterized. The transcript has 6 exons. The record is from RefSeq and is a predicted model, not a curated record. The coding region runs from base 211 to 675 and encodes 154 amino acids. NCBI's taxonomy places the organism in Eukaryota, Viridiplantae, Streptophyta, Magnoliopsida, Poales, Poaceae.